UAAUGCAAACACAACCAGGAAUAUUAGAUUUGUCAGCCUAUAAUUUACCUAAAAGUGAUUCUUUAUCAUUAAGAAUAUAAGAAAACUUUUCUCUUUAUGGUGUUAGAUAUACUUAAUUGGUUGUAGUAGCAAUUGCAAUUGGAGGGUAUUAUAAAUUAAUAUUCUAGACUUACUAACUUUGCAGUUUUGUUAACACUCUUUCUUAGUUAUUUAGGGUAUUAUAAUUUUAUUAAAAUGAAGAUGGGCAUAUAUAAUGAAAUAAAGUUCGAUUUUAGAUUACCUACCUGAUUUAGGAUUUGUUAAUACUUAAGAUAAAAAAAUGAUACUUUUACUUCUAUGUAACAUGAAUAACAUUAAAUUUAGUUAAUAUUUUACUAAUUUUGGCUAUUUCAGGUCCUCAUAUAUUAACUUAUGUGGGUCUUGGAUGUUUAAUUGUAAUUGUGCAUGCAUCAUUAUGGAAAAGUCCUUCAACUUUACCAGGAUAAGAUAUUUAAUCAGAGUUUGACAAAGUGUUAAUACAAAAUGAUGUUGAAUUAAUUAAUCAUUGAAGU
Molecule: messenger RNA, 551 nt
Organism: Paramecium pentaurelia
Lineage: Eukaryota; Ciliophora; Oligohymenophorea; Peniculida; Parameciidae
Source: the annotation of a GenBank genome assembly